This is a messenger RNA of Arabidopsis lyrata subsp. lyrata, 647 nucleotides long. RefSeq lists its product as uncharacterized. The transcript has a single exon. Lineage: Eukaryota; Viridiplantae; Streptophyta; Magnoliopsida; Brassicales; Brassicaceae. The coding region runs from base 135 to 647 and encodes 170 amino acids. The record is from RefSeq and is a predicted model, not a curated record.
CCAAAAAUGGUUUAAACCACUAGGGCACGCCACCAUUAUUGAAUUUUCAUUCCCAAGGCAAACCUUAACCCUAUUAUAAAUAGGAGUUUGUCCGGCUUUGAUCUUUCUUCAAGAAACUUCAUAACACCAUAUCAAUGGAAAACGAAAACAUAGCCCCCAUUGAUCCCGGCAGCCCACUCUUCUUGUCCGGUGACGUCUUUGAACUGGCCGGCGUUCUUUUCCCUCAUGCCGUCUUUCACUUUCCUUCAAAGGAGAAGAAAGAGGCUUGCGACAAACACCGUCGCUUGUGUGAAGAGAGACAGCGGCUAGGCCUCAAAAGGCAAACACUCGAGGCUCGCAUCGCUCGGGUGGAGAGGAAGAUACGGGCUUUGGAAAGUGAUCCCUUUCAAUGGGAAUGGCGGAACUUUGAUUCUGUCGCUAAGAUCCCGAAGAUGCUCCGGAUGUAUCUCCGUGCUAAAGGAGUUUCGGGUCCCGUGAAUGCUCCGGUCCAUACCGUUCCAUCCGAUAGCGAGGAAGAAGACGAGGAGGAGACCAGUACCAGUCGGAAACGCGUUCGGGAUCAUCCCGAAGUGGAUGCCAAGAACAAGGCGUUCACUUCGAAGACUAAACCGGCGAUGAAGGAGCCUGUUCCUGAGCCUCUUCCAUAA